This is a messenger RNA of Mycena citricolor, 1970 nucleotides long. NCBI's taxonomy places the organism in Eukaryota, Fungi, Basidiomycota, Agaricomycetes, Agaricales, Mycenaceae. The record is from the annotation of a GenBank genome assembly.
CGAUGAUCCAUCAGAUUAUUAUCUUAUCUUAUCACCCAUUCAAUCACCUGACCCACGGUCGUGCCUUUCAAGGGGCGAAAACCCGCAGGCUUUCGUCACGCGCGGGAGGGGGCGACCGACAGCUCGGGAUCCCAUGACGGCGCGCCACGGUAUCGAUUUGGAUUUGCGAUGUUCGGGCGCUCACGUAACGAUCAUCUGGUUGGCCUCGUAUUCUCAGGUAAAGUCGUGAGAUAUCAGGCUUUGGGUAUAUCACAUCGAUAUCAUAGGCGAGUAAGCGUCCGUAAGAAUCGAUGAAAACAAGAGAAAAUCAAGGAAGUCUCAUCCGCAUCGUGUUGUCCGCCAUGGAAAGCAUUCCAGAAACCGCGACAUCGCUCAACGCAGCGCACACAGCCCCACUCAAUCGCCGGUGCUCUCUCUCCAGUUCUGCUCGCCCCAACAAGCCUGAGACCGUCACAUUCAUCGUCAACUGCCUCAGAUCAGGAAGUGCGAGAAGCCACGGGAUGGCCUCGUGUGCCACGGUCAGCGACUCGCAGAACAGGCUGAUCGUGGGAAUCCGGAAGAGGUUUCGUCCUGCAGCGAUAACAGAGCUGUGGAACGACCAGAUUUCAGGGCCUUCGGGCGGUGGCGGCUCGUCCCCGCGAACGUCCAGCUCAAUCGCACCCGCAUCGGCCGCACGGUCGUAGAUGGCCUUGAAGUCCAGCAAGAGUCCGUCGAGAGUCAGCGCAGUGGGGUAAGCGGGAAACGUGAGAGUGAAAUGCUGCAGCAUAGGUGAUCCAAUCAACGCCGCCAGAAUGAGGCCCAUCUGCGGUUCCGUAAGAGAGGUCGUUGUCGACACGCGUUCGAGAUUCGGCAGGCUCAGCGCUGGAUAGAUCAGCUGGCCGCGGUGCUCUGGUUGCUCAGCAGUUUCGACGAACUGAAUUUCUUUGAUCGUAGGGUGGUUCAACAGAAACGUGAACAGCGCAAAGGGGUCUAUAAAAUUGGUCUCCAACGAAACCCGCUCCAGACACGGCAUGAACAAGCGGCCCAGCAGAUCGCUCCACACCGCGCGAUGGAAAUCAUGCGAGGAGAGGGUGACGGAUCGGAUGUUGCAUGAAUCAUUGAACAUCAGGAGCGAGAACCCGGCGGGCAUUGGUCCCGGGACAGUUUGGACGACGUGGAUGGUCACCGAUUCGAUGCAGUCGACGCGGCCCACAGGCGUGACUUUGCCGGAGUACAGCCGCACGUUCCUCGUGCCGUUCCUUUGGAAUGGGCCCCAGAAUCCCCCGGGCGUAGGUAAAACUCCCAAGGACCUGCGUUUGCGGGACGACAUGCUUGAGCUUCUGCUGCGCAGGGUGUCGGCCACCGCCACUAAGGCCGGCGUCUCCAGCUUCCAGGAGCGCAGGUCCCGCGCGCGGCAGGCGAGGAAGCUCGAUUGGCUUUGGUCGAAGUACAGCAUCGGACCGUUCGCGCCUAAUGCGACCGUCGCAGCAAAGCCGCACAGUGUUUCUACCGAACGCACGCAACGCGAAACACGAUCCAAAUCCGCAGCCUGCGCGUCGGCCAGCACGAGUGGAUCGGAGGAAGCCAUGGUCAGCCGGACCUCGGUGAGCUGCGGACAUCGCGUCACGAUGGAGGGGAUGCAGUCCAGCGACCGCGUCAGUGCGCCUGGAGCGAGUUGGAACGCAACGCGCGUGAGCCCGAACGCGCGCUGCGUCGAGACGAAGAAGACGCGCUGAAGGGUGGGAUUGAGCUGCGCACUCUCCCUCGUGAAUAUCUCCUUGUGCGCAUGGCUCCUCCUCAAGAGCACGCGGACACAGGCCGCGUUGAGCGCCUUCGAGGCGCGGGACAGUGCGAAGAGCGCGUCGUUGUCGGCCGCGCGAAUGAUGACAUUCCAGACUUCAGGAAGCGGUCUUGCGACCCGGGGCAUGGAUGAUGGGGGAGAGGAAAGGACGCUGCGCCGCCUGCAACAGGCAUUCCGCUCAAGAUGGAUU